UCCUUUGCCCGUUUCAUCGCGUGUCUGUUUUGUAAAGUUCCAUGAUCCCGACUCGGCAGUUGUGGCCCAGCAUCUGACAAACACUGUAUUCGUUGACAGAGCCUUGAUAGUCGUACCCUAUGCUGAAGGAGUUAUUCCUGAUGAGACUAAGGCUUUGUCUCUCUUGGCACCAGCUAAUGCUGUGGCAGGUCUGCUGCCUGGAGGUGGACUCCUGCCCACUCCCAACCCACUUUCUCAGAUUGGUGCUGUUCCUUUAGCUGCUCUAGGAGCUCCUGCUCUUGAUCCUGCCCUAGCUGCUCUCGGGCUGCCAGGAGCAAACUUAAACUCUCAGUCUCUUGCAGCAGAUCAGCUACUGAAACUUAUGAGCACAGUGGAUCCAAAGUUGAACCAUGUAGCUGCAGGUCUUGUUUCACCAAGUCUGAAAUCAGAUACCUCCAGUAAAGAAAUAGAAGAAGCUAUGAAAAGAGUACGAGAAGCACAGUCACUAAUUUCUGCUGCUAUAGAGCCAGACAAAAAAGAUGAGAAACGAAGGCAUUCAAGGUCAAGGUCACGCUCAAGGAGGAGGAGGACACCUUCUUCAUCUAGACACAGACGGUCAAGAAGCAGAUCGAGGAGAAGGUCCCAUUCAAAAUCAAGAAGCAGGAGGCGAUCUAAAAGUCCACGGCGAAGAAGAUCUCAUUCCAGAGAGAGAAGCAGAAGGUCUAGGAGCACGUCCAAAACCAGGGAUAAAAAGAAGGAAGAGAAAGAGAAGAAACGUUCUAAAACUCCCCCCAAAAGCUACAGCACAACCAGACGAUCACGAAGCACAAGCAGAGAAAGGCGACGUAGAAGAAGCAGGAGUGGAUCACGGUCACCUAAAAAACCCAGAUCUCCUAAAAGGAAAAUGUCUCGGUCCCCAUCUCCAAGAAGGCAUAAAAAGGAAAAAAAGAAGGAUAAAGACAAGGAGAGAAGUAGGGACGAGAGGGAGCGGUCGACAAGCAAGAAAAAAAAAAGCAAAGACAAAGAGAAGGAUCGGGAACGAAAAUCCGAGAGUGACAAGGACGUGAAAGUCACAAGGGAUUAUGAUGAAGAAGAACAAGGAUACGACAGCGAGAAGGAGAAAAAGGAAGAAAAGAAAAUGGGAGAUUCUUCCUCCCCUAAAGGAAAGGAGUCGGGCGCUGAUAAGGGCAGCGGAGACUCAGCGCGGGAGUCCAAGGUGAACGGGGACGACCAUCACGAGGAGGACAUGGACAUGAGUGACUGACUGUCGCCUUCGCAGUGAGCACGGCUGCAGACGUGCAUCGGUGUCAUUCCUCUGUGAUUCUUUUAUGCUGUACUUGUUAAUCCUAAAUCUAGAUGUAUCCAGCUCUGAGCUAUACAUGGUUUGUAAAUCCCCCGAUUACUAACUCACCUCCAAAGCUUUCUAGGAAGGAAACAUCCUCGUCACGGCCGGAAGGGAUCGCGUAGCCAAUGCCCAUUUGGGUUUUUUUUUUUUUUUACUAACUUGGUGAUGAUGCUUCAAGCAAAAAAAAAAAAGUGAGAAAGCUGCAUGCACCUCCAGCAGGCAUGGACCGUGUGUCGUAUGAUCUCCCGUAGCCCAUCAGCUCACUCCCGGUAGCGUUUCUAGACCGUGGUUC
Molecule: messenger RNA, 1616 nt
Organism: Antrostomus carolinensis (chuck-will's-widow)
Lineage: Eukaryota; Metazoa; Chordata; Aves; Caprimulgiformes; Caprimulgidae
Gene: SRSF11
Product: serine and arginine rich splicing factor 11
Exons: 11
Coding region: 362-1243 (293 amino acids)
Source: RefSeq, a predicted model, not a curated record